UUGCAUAUUUUAGGAAGUGAGGAGGAGGCGCGGGCCCGAGCAGCGGCGGGUCUGGGGCGCGGAGCAGUGGCGGGAGGAGGUAGACACGUGGCAGCAGCAGCGGUAGCAGCCCCGGCGGCGGCGGUAUCGGCCCGACCGCCGGCCGUCCUCCCUCCCUCCCGCCCCGCGGCAGCCCUAGCUCCGUCCUCGCCUCUCCCCCGGUCGCGCUCGCUCGGCCGGGAGCUGCUCUCUCCUUUUCUCUGAUCUUCAAGCGGCAGGACCCGGCGCCGGGCACCGACCACUGCCACCAUGGGGAAGGGGGUCGGACGUGACAAAUAUGAGCCUGCAGCCGUGUCAGAGCAUGGUGACAAGAAAAAGCUCAAGAAGGAGAGAGAUAUGGAUGAACUGAAGAAAGAAGUUUCUAUGGAUGACCAUAAACUUAGCCUUGACGAACUUCAUCGCAAAUAUGGAACAGACUUGAACCGAGGCUUGACCAGUGCUCGUGCUGCUGAGAUCCUGGCCCGCGACGGCCCCAACGCCCUCACCCCCCCGCCCACCACCCCCGAGUGGGUCAAGUUCUGCCGGCAGCUCUUUGGGGGUUUCUCAAUGUUACUGUGGAUUGGAGCGAUCCUCUGUUUCCUGGCUUACGGCAUCCAGGCUGCCACGGAAGAGGAACCUCAGAAUGAUAAUCUGUACCUCGGUGUGGUGCUGUCCGCCGUCGUCAUCAUCACUGGUUGCUUCUCCUACUACCAAGAAGCCAAAAGUUCGAAGAUCAUGGAAUCCUUCAAGAACAUGGUUCCACAGCAAGCCCUGGUGAUUCGAAAUGGUGAGAAGAUGAGCAUAAACGCAGAGGAUGUCGUCGUCGGGGAUUUGGUGGAAGUGAAAGGCGGGGACCGGAUCCCUGCUGACCUCAGGAUCAUAUCUGCGAACGGCUGCAAGGUGGAUAACUCCUCGCUCACCGGUGAAUCGGAACCCCAGACCAGGUCUCCGGAUUUCACCAAUGAAAACCCCCUGGAGACGAGGAACAUUGCCUUCUUUUCGACCAACUGCGUUGAAGGCACCGCCCGAGGCAUUGUCGUGUACACUGGGGACCGCACCGUGAUGGGGAGAAUCGCCACACUGGCUUCGGGGCUGGAAGGCGGCCAGACCCCCAUCGCUGCAGAAAUCGAACAUUUCAUCCACAUCAUCACGGGCGUGGCUGUGUUUCUGGGGGUGUCCUUCUUCAUCCUCUCCCUGAUCCUCGAAUACACCUGGCUGGAGGCCGUCAUCUUCCUCAUCGGUAUCAUUGUGGCCAAUGUGCCCGAAGGUCUGCUGGCCACGGUGACGGUGUGUCUGACCCUUACUGCCAAACGCAUGGCGAGGAAAAACUGCUUAGUGAAGAACCUGGAAGCUGUGGAGACCCUGGGGUCCACCUCCACCAUCUGCUCGGACAAAACCGGAACUCUGACUCAGAACCGGAUGACGGUGGCCCACAUGUGGUUUGACAACCAAAUCCACGAAGCCGACACGACAGAGAAUCAGAGCGGUGUCUCGUUCGACAAGUCCUCAGCCACCUGGCUCGCCCUGUCCAGGAUCGCGGGUCUCUGCAACAGGGCCGUGUUCCAGGCCAACCAGGACAACCUGCCCAUCCUCAAGCGGGCCGUGGCGGGCGACGCCUCCGAGUCGGCGCUCCUGAAGUGCAUCGAGCUGUGCUGCGGCUCCGUGAAGGAGAUGCGGGAGCGGUACGCCAAGAUCGUGGAGAUCCCCUUCAACUCCACCAACAAGUACCAGCUGUCCAUCCAUAAGAACCCCAACACGUCGGAGCCCCGACACCUGCUGGUGAUGAAAGGUGCCCCGGAGAGGAUCCUGGACCGCUGCAGCUCCAUCCUGCUGCAUGGCAAGGAGCAGCCCCUGGACGAGGAGAUGAAGGACGCCUUCCAGAACGCCUACCUGGAGCUGGGCGGCCUGGGGGAGCGCGUGCUCGGCUUCUGCCACCUCUACCUGCCAGAUGACCAGUUCCCCGAAGGGUUCCAGUUCGACACGGACGACGUGAACUUCCCCGUGGAGAACCUCUGCUUCGUCGGGCUCAUCUCCAUGAUCGACCCUCCGCGGGCAGCCGUGCCUGACGCUGUGGGCAAGUGCCGCAGCGCGGGGAUUAAGGUCAUCAUGGUCACUGGAGACCAUCCAAUCACAGCCAAAGCCAUUGCCAAAGGCGUGGGCAUCAUCUCAGAGGGCAACGAGACCGUGGAGGACAUCGCUGCCCGCCUCAACAUCCCAGUAAACCAGGUGAACCCCAGAGAUGCCAAGGCCUGUGUGAUCCAUGGAAGUGACCUGAAGGACAUGACGUCCGAACAGCUGGACGACAUCCUGAAGCACCACACCGAGAUCGUGUUCGCCAGGACCUCUCCACAGCAGAAGCUCAUCAUCGUGGAAGGCUGCCAGAGGCAGGGUGCUAUCGUGGCUGUGACUGGCGACGGGGUAAAUGACUCCCCAGCUUUGAAGAAGGCGGACAUCGGGGUUGCCAUGGGGAUCGCCGGCUCGGACGUGUCGAAGCAAGCUGCUGACAUGAUUCUCUUAGACGACAACUUCGCUUCCAUUGUGACUGGAGUAGAGGAAGGUCGUCUGAUCUUCGAUAACUUGAAGAAAUCCAUUGCCUACACCCUGACCAGUAACAUUCCAGAGAUUACCCCCUUCCUGAUAUUUAUUAUUGCAAACAUUCCACUCCCACUGGGGACCGUCACCAUCCUCUGCAUUGACUUGGGCACGGACAUGGUCCCUGCCAUCUCCCUGGCUUAUGAGCAGGCUGAGAGCGACAUCAUGAAGAGACAGCCCAGAAACCCCAAGACGGACAAGCUGGUGAACGAGCGGCUGAUCAGCAUGGCCUACGGGCAGAUCGGUAUGAUCCAGGCCCUCGGGGGCUUCUUCACCUAUUUUGUGAUCCUGGCGGAGAAUGGCUUCCUCCCGAUCCACCUGCUGGGCCUCCGAGUGGACUGGGAUGACCGCUGGAUCAACGACGUGGAGGACAGCUAUGGACAGCAGUGGACCUACGAGCAGAGGAAGAUCGUGGAGUUCACCUGCCACACGGCCUUCUUCGUCAGCAUCGUGGUGGUGCAGUGGGCCGACCUGGUUAUCUGCAAGACCAGGAGGAACUCAGUCUUCCAGCAGGGGAUGAAGAACAAGAUCUUAAUAUUUGGCCUCUUCGAAGAGACGGCCCUUGCUGCUUUCCUCUCCUACUGCCCUGGAAUGGGCGUCGCCCUGAGGAUGUACCCCCUCAAACCCACCUGGUGGUUCUGUGCCUUCCCCUACUCCCUGCUCAUCUUCGUGUACGACGAAGUCCGGAAACUCAUCAUCAGGCGAAGCCCUGGAGGCUGGGUGGAGAAGGAGACCUACUACUAGAGCCCGUCCUGCACGCCGUGGAGCGACACGCCACACUCUGCACCCCUCACCCGCCCCCUUUGUGUACUUCAGUCUGGAGUCCGGAGCUCCACCCUGGUAGGACAGCACCGAAGCAUGUGGGGGAAGCGAGACGUCCCGGAAUGAAGCAUGUAGCUAUCGGGGGGGAGGGGGGAGGGCUGCCUGACAAACAUCCGUCUGUGGGAAUGACAGCGGGGAAGGUUUUUAUGUGCCUUUUUGUUUUUGUAAAAAGGAAAUCAUGGAAAGACUGAAA
Messenger RNA from Phyllostomus discolor (pale spear-nosed bat), 3625 nucleotides. RefSeq names its product ATPase Na+/K+ transporting subunit alpha 1 (gene ATP1A1). The record is from RefSeq and is a predicted model, not a curated record. NCBI's taxonomy places the organism in Eukaryota, Metazoa, Chordata, Mammalia, Chiroptera, Phyllostomidae. Gene Ontology annotation, molecular function: ATP binding; P-type sodium:potassium-exchanging transporter activity; ATP hydrolysis activity. Bases 289 to 3354 code for a protein of 1021 amino acids. Gene Ontology annotation, biological process: potassium ion import across plasma membrane; sodium ion export across plasma membrane; proton transmembrane transport. The transcript has 23 exons. Gene Ontology annotation, cellular component: membrane.